AUGGCCCAUCACACCGUUGCUGUGGCAGGGAUGCUGGUGGAGACUGUUCAGGGAGCGCAGCCCACUAUGGACCAUGGAGGCAUACAUCAUCCACGCCUCGCUCUCCAUUUCGUUGCCGAUCCGAGUGAUUCGAAGAUCAGAUUUCUAGAAAGAAGAAAUUUGGGCGGAACGCAGCUCCUGGCAGCCAGAAUGAAGGCUUCAUUGUGGAUCACGGCCACAUUCCUCGCCUCCACGGUCCUCUCUAUAGAGACAUUGCCAUUCUCUCCGCCACAAUUUGCAGAAGUCAGCAAAAGGGCGCACGACGUCCUGCAAAUCCUGAAGCGCGCCGAUGAUAAUUGCCCCGGGGGUUACGAUCCUUGCACCAACCUAGGCCAUUCCGACGUUUGCUGCAGAAGCGGCUCGAUCUGCUCUCGAGACGCCGCCGAUAAUAUCGCUUGCUGCCCUAGAGGGGCAAAAUGCACAGGAAGUCUCACGGGGACGUCCACUGGCACAGACACCAGCUUUAGAUUUCCUGGAACCGCAACCGCGGCACCGACUACGACUACCAACGACGCUACAAUAACGGGCUCUACGUUGACCGGGGCUUAUCCGUUCAUCUAUGUCCCCACCACAUUUCCCAACGCAGGCAUAUGCUCGUCAUACUGGUCCGUUUGCCAAAGCGAGUAUUCGCAGUGCACUGCGGCACUUGGAGGCCGCUAUGGAGUCACCGUCGCCGGAGGCGGUGCAGGAGUCACGGUUGUGGGCGACGGCCCAACAGCCGCCGCGUCUGUUUGUUCGAGUUUGAGUCAAGCUGCUUGCCAUGGGCUCAACCUGGCGUACUGCGGCACGUAUGCCACGGGGGAAAGUAGCCCGAACAUUGCUGUAUCUGGCCGACCCUCUGGUUUGCAGGACUUGAUUUUUGGUAUGGUUGUUGGUGUGGCGGGAAUGUUUAUCUGA
Molecule: messenger RNA, 936 nt
Organism: Aspergillus fumigatus Af293
Lineage: Eukaryota; Fungi; Ascomycota; Eurotiomycetes; Eurotiales; Aspergillaceae
Exons: 2
Coding region: 1-936 (311 amino acids)
Source: RefSeq, a predicted model, not a curated record